This is a messenger RNA of Necator americanus (New World hookworm), 1029 nucleotides long. RefSeq lists its product as uncharacterized. Bases 1 to 1029 code for a protein of 342 amino acids. The transcript has a single exon. NCBI's taxonomy places the organism in Eukaryota, Metazoa, Nematoda, Chromadorea, Rhabditida, Ancylostomatidae. The record is from RefSeq and is a predicted model, not a curated record. Gene Ontology annotation, molecular function: catalytic activity.
AUGGCGAUCUCUACUUAUAACGCACGUACGCUUGCAUCGGAAGCGGCCAUCGAAGAUCUGAUGAUGCAAGCCAAGAAGAUCAAGUACGACGUCAUCGGACUGACCGAGACGAGACGACGUCACCCUCUCAACGCCGUAUAUGAAACUGGAGAAGAACUGUUCUUAGGAACACGCGACAGUAGGGGUGUUGGUGGAGUUGGCGUCCUCGUCAACACGAGUAUGGCAAAGAACAUCAACUCUUUCGAACAACUUACGACCCGAAUCGGACGUCUGCGGAUGAGAAGAUGUGGUCCAACACCAGCUUUGACUAUCUUCGUCGCUUACUCCCCAACAUCAAGCUACGAAGAAGAGGACGUCGAAGCUUUCUAUAUGGACCUGCGGAAGUUCUACCGAGAAGACCAUGCCUUCUACAAGGUCAUAAUUGGCGAUUUCAGAGGCUUAGUCGUCAUGAUGAACUCGGAGAGCCUCUCCGAGUUCAUCAUGACGACUAAGACCAUCUAUGGGAACUCGCGAUUCCAGAAGCCUUUCUCUCUACGCUGGACGUGGGAAUCACGCGGUGGAGGGUACCGUAAUGAAAUAGACCACAUCAUCGUCAAUAAAAGGUUCUGCCUGACGGGUGUCGUUAUUGUGCCAAAGUUCUAUACGACAUCGGACCAUCGCCUCCUCCGAGGAAGAUUUUCCUUUACAAGGAGAGCAGAGAAAGCCGCCAAGUUCAGAGGGAGAAAUUCCAGGACUAUCAUCAACUGGGAUCUCUUCGCUACGCUAGCCGGCUUUUGGGAAGAUUCCGCAAUGCACAACAUCGACGAGGAAUAUGACCGGCUCGUUGAACACUUUCACUACUGCGUGAAGAAGGCUGAGAGUUUUAAAACCACCAAGAGACGCCUGUCUUUUGAAACUCUUGAGCUGAUACGCCAGCGUGGAGCAGCACGAGCCGCAGGGAAUCAAGACCUCACGUCUGAGCUCGCAAGGCUUUGCAGAGAGGCGAUACUCGCUGGCAAAAUUCCUCCUCUGACGCAUUCUAGUCAAUAG